CAACAGCGAAUGAACGACGUUGCUUGCUAGUCACGUGCUUUGUUCUCUUCCUGGAUCUCCUCUUUUCGACCUUCGCCGGUAUCAUGGAGGAGUACACCCGGGAACCCUGUCCCUGGAGGAUUGUAGAUGACUGUGGUGGAGCCUUCACUAUGGGUAUCAUCGGAGGGGGCAUUUUUCAGGCCAUCAAGGGCUUUAGAAACUCCCCUCAAGGUAUGAAGCACCGAAUGAAGGGCAGCUUUGUUGCUAUACGCACCCGGGCUCCACAGCUGGGAGGCAGCUUUGCAGUGUGGGGCGGUCUUUUCUCCAUGAUAGACUGCAGUAUGGUAAAAAUACGAGGAAAGGAGGAUCCCUGGAACUCCAUUACCAGUGGUGCUAUGACUGGGGCCAUCCUGGCUGCCAGAAAUGGUGCCGUUGCCAUGGUAGGCUCUGCAGCAAUGGGUGGAAUUCUGCUAGCCCUGAUAGAAGGAGCUGGAAUCUUAUUGACGCGAUUUGCUUCUUCACAGUUUGCAAAUGGUCCACCAAUACCAGAGGACUCAUCCCAGCUUGGCCCAGCCUCCCCCUUCACUGGCUACCAGCAAUACCAGUAAAGGACUUAAGACACAUUAUCGUAAACAACUACCGCCAUGUUCUGUUGCCUAUUUGGAUUUUUAGUGUCUGAAUUAAGCUUUUGGGCAUGGCUAUACAUGCAUGGACUAUGAAGGGCUCCUCCAAUGUGGCAAUAUGUCAAGAUGUUGGCAAAAAAUUUCCAAUAAUUUCAUUUACCUAUGAAUAAAAUCCUGGAUGGGGGUAUAAUUGGAUGAGUUUAUUUGGUUAAACCUUGCCCCACACAUUAUGUAACAUUGGGCAUUUAUUUUCCCAAUGAUAAAUAAAGACCCCCCCACAUGCUGCAGCAGAAUUUAGUACCCUUUCCAUGCUGGUUUUCAGUAUAUCUUCCUAUCCUGUUUGUAAUCCUAACCUAAUGCCCACAUACAGUUGGGCAAUUCUGUACACUCAGUAUAAUUUAUAUUUUGUAUCCAAUGGAUAUUGUGAUGUACACGAAUUCACGCAUAUUUUCAACUUUACAUGGAUGCUCUGUGUUCUGGUACUAAAAUACCAUGUUGGUGUUACAAGGUUCCUGUGUAUCGUUAUUUCACAUGAUGUAAUGUGUACAUUUCUUUAUCUGAAGUUGGCUGUAGUUUAGUGAAAACAACACUGCUUACCAUAACAAUGUACAUCACGGCCUUAUCUUCAAGUACAUAAGGUUAUAUUUCAUCUGUGCAAUAUACUAUAUUUUCCUCCACACUGAGUCAACUUUUCAUGUUAAUACAUUUUAGCAAAUUCUCCUUUUAGCAUACUGUACUCCUAUUUAAAUAAUAAAAAAGGAACAGAAAUGUGCUACCAUAAUUGCUGUUAUGUGUGCAGCGCCGCCAACGGUCCGCAUGUCAUUGAAUUGGCACCAUAGAGUUUGUUUGUCCAAUGCUGUCUCUUGUCGAGAGGUACCCUUAUUUAAUAUGCCCUUUGAGUGACAGAAAAUAGGAACCAUCUGCUUCCGGUGUAAACCUAAAAGUAAGCCGUGUUAUUUGUACAGCAUCACUCUUUAGAUACAUAACUUUUUCAUUGGUAUUGAAAAGCUUGAAAUAAAAUUAAAAAACAUAUAAAAUAAAUAUAUAACACUUA
Pseudophryne corroboree (corroboree frog) is the source of this 1656-nucleotide messenger RNA. RefSeq names its product translocase of inner mitochondrial membrane 17A (gene TIMM17A). The record is from RefSeq and is a predicted model, not a curated record. Bases 84 to 587 code for a protein of 167 amino acids. Gene Ontology annotation, biological process: protein import into mitochondrial matrix. Gene Ontology annotation, cellular component: mitochondrial inner membrane; TIM23 mitochondrial import inner membrane translocase complex. Gene Ontology annotation, molecular function: transmembrane protein transporter activity. Lineage: Eukaryota; Metazoa; Chordata; Amphibia; Anura; Myobatrachidae. The transcript is spliced from 6 exons.